ACAAAGCCUAUGUAAAACUGUGCCCGUAACACAUCUAUAUUUCAUUUGUUUAUCUGAGAUCAAAUCAAAGGUUCAUAAAAAAAGAAAGUCAGGGUAGGGGCUGGAUGAGAAAAGCACAGACAGAGGCAGAGACCGAGAAAAGUGAAGAACAUAACCUAACCUAACAUUUAUAUAAUCUUUCCUCCAUGCAUUUAUGUUUGUUUUGUUUUCCGUUAGCUCGGGGCAUGCUCGAGGCCCGGUGAAUAACAUUUUACCCAGGUGAAUAUCGUGGCUCGAGGUAAAAAUAAAAAACAAAACAUGUCUCGGUCAAAAAUAGUAAGAUUUAUUGACAUAGGAGCAAAUCUAACAGAUUCCAUGUAUUCUGGAAUAUAUAAUGGAAGCAAAAAACACGAUCCUGAUUUAAUACAGGUGUUAGACAGGAGUUGGAAAGCAGGUUUAAGCAAAAUAAUAAUAACUGGUGGAAAUUUAGAAGAAAGUAAGAAAGCUUUAGAGAUAUCCCAAAGUGAACCGAGAUUAUACAGUACUGUAGGGUGUCAUCCAACAAGAUGUAAUGAAUUUGAAGAACAUGAUGGAGGUGCAGAUUCAUACCUUCAAAAACUGAAAGACAUUAUAAACACAGGAAAUAAUAAAGUUGUAGCUAUAGGCGAAUGUGGCCUUGAUUAUGAUAGAAUACAGUUUUGCUCAAAAGAAAUCCAAUUAAAAUAUUUUGAACUCCAAAUUACUUUAAGUAAAAAUUUUAAUCUUCCACUUUUUUUACACUGUCGAAACGCAGCUGAAGAUUUAUAUAAUAUUUUAGUCAAAUAUCCUGGUUUGAAGGGUGUUGUUCAUAGUUUUGAUAGUUCUGUUGAAGAAGCUAAGAAAUUUUUAGAUUUGGGACUAUAUAUUGGUAUAAAUGGUUGUUCUCUCAAAACUGAAAAUAACUUGCAAACAGCAAAAAGUUUGCCUAUUGAUAAAAUUCUUCUGGAAACUGAUUGUCCUUGGUGUGAAAUAAGACCAUCACAUGCUGGGUAUAAAUACAUUUCCAAAGAAAACCUAUUACCGUCUGUUAAAAAAGAAAAAUGGAAUUCCACCUCUUUGGUUAAAAGUAGAAAUGAACCAUGUAAUAUAAAGCAAGUAUUAGAUAUCUUAGCUUGUGUUAGGAAUGAAGAUAUUGAUGUUUUAAGUGAAAAUAUAUAUGAAAACACUUUGCAACUAUUUUUUUCUAGUAAAACAGAUGUGUUGUAAUUUUUAAAAAUAAAAAUUAUUUUAUACAUAAAAAAUGCUAUUUUUUAUUGAUAAAUGAGCUUUUGAUCUAGAAAACAAUGGAUAAGAG
Psylliodes chrysocephalus is the source of this 1312-nucleotide messenger RNA. NCBI's taxonomy places the organism in Eukaryota, Metazoa, Arthropoda, Insecta, Coleoptera, Chrysomelidae. The record is from the annotation of a GenBank genome assembly.